ACGGCGCUGCUGGCGGCCGACGAGGAGGAGGCCUCAGGUGGCGGCCUGGGCGGAGUGAGACCGGGGGCCGGCACGCCGCUGCGCCAGACACUGUGGCCGCUCAGCGUACACGACCCCACGCGCCGAGCCCGUGUCAAGGAGUACUUCGUGUUCCGGCCCGGCACCAUCGAGCAGGCAGUGGAGGAGAUCCGUGUGAUGGUCCGACCAGUGGAGGAUGGCGAGAUCCAGGGGGUGUGGCUGCUGACCGAGGUGGACCACUGGAACAACGAGAAGGAACGGCUGGUGCUGAUCACUGACCAGUCAUUGCUCAUCUGCAAAUAUGACUUCAUUAAUCUUCAGUGCCAGCAGGUGGUCAGGAUUGCACUCAACGCAGUGGAUACCAUCUCAUACGGAGAAUUUCAGUUUCCCCCUAAAUCACUCAACAAGCGAGAAGGCUUUGGAAUUCGCAUUCAAUGGGACAAGCAAAGUCGCCCUUCCUUUAUCAACAGAUGGAACCCCUGGUCUACAAAUGUGCCCUAUGCCACGUUCAUAGAACACCCAAUGGCCGGUGCAGAUGAGAAGACAGCCUCUCUGUGCCAAUUGGAAAGCUUCAAGGCUCUGUUAAUCCAAGCUGUCAAAAAAGCCCAAAAAGAAAGUCCUUUGCCAGGACAAGGGAGCAGCGUGCUCGUCUUGGAUUGCCCCCUCCUCAUUGAGACCUACGUGGGAUUGAUGUCCUUCAUUAACAACGAGGCUAAACUGGGUUAUUCCAUGACCAGAGGCAAAAUAGGCUUUUAGACAGCUGAAUUCUAGGAGUCCCCAACCCCAGAAAAGCCAAGUUGACAAUGGGGACUCAGGAAGAGUCUGUAAGGCCUCACCCAGCUCUACUACCACUGGAAGGAUAGUGGAUCAUUUAUCAUUAGGGAUCUGAGUGCAAUUAGAAUAGUAAAGUGAUUCAAUAUAUACAUUUAGUUGGAUAUUGAACAUCUGAUAAUAUGAGCUACAGACAAAAAGCAAAAAGAAUCUAGCUGUCAUUGUGCUGCUGUACGUUUUCUGUAACUUUAAUAUCUUGUUUUCCUGGAGUGCAUCUAUUCCGCUUCUCAUGGUUCUUCCUACGCCAGCCACCUGAGCAUGCUAAGAUUCCACACAUAAACCCGUUACCACUUUGGUUGUAUAGACUGUUAAAUACGGGGAGGGACCGAGUAUCUCGAGUGCCUACAGUUGCAAAUAUGUUUACACUCAGUGUCAACUUUUGUAUUUUGAAAUUUAAUCCAUUUUUUAAAAGCUAAAUACAAAAGAAGUCAGCAGACUGGUUAGCUAAGCAAGGUACAGUCUGUGCCUUGUCAGCUCCUGAAUGAACAGUUGCUCUUUUGUAAAUAUGUGUUUGAUCUAAAAUCAUACUUUUUUCUAAAAUUAAUCCAAGUUGUGUUAAUACUCAACAGCAUACUUUCCAGGCCCAAAAAGGUUUACAAAUCAUUUUAAGACAAUUUAUUAAUUUGAGAAAGUCACCUCGAUAGUUCUUUGCAUGCAAUUUUGACAACUAUAUGUACUCAAAGUUUGUAUUGUUAAAUUCAUAUUUAAAAGGGAAGUGGGUAGUUUGCUUUUUAAAGGAUGCACUUUAAAAAAAAUGAACCAUAUUAGAGCCUCACAAAGCAGCUAAUGUCCACCUGGGUUCCUGCCACCUUCACGUGGAUAUGACUUUGUCAGAGUCUUACACAACACAUGCUUGAGUGUCGACACACGUGUGGGAUCCUAACAUACCUUCCCUACAACCACAUGUAGCUUGCUUGUGUGACUAGAAGCACUUACUGAUAAACUUUAAAUGCUGGCUCACCGGUUCCUUCCUUAUUCACAAGUCUGUUGUAGCUUUAAACUAACUGGCAUGAAUGUGAUCAGGCUGCGAAUGAAGAGUCUGCCCAAAUAGAAAGGCUGCCUUGGAAAUUCACCAGUCAUCAGCCUUUGUUUUGGUCUCUUAGUAAAGACAUUUAGAACCAAACAGAUACCGUUUUUUCUUGGAGUCAUUGUUAUUAAAAUAGGUGUAACAGCCAAGAAAUUACCUCUAAAGUAUUUUAAAGCCUGAACUGUUUUCUGUAAUAGCUUUGUAAACCUGCCAACUUGCUAUACAUUUGCAGGAACAAGGGUUCUACGGUAACAGGCUGACACUGAGUUGGUUCUCUUCACAAAAAAGCAAAUCAUGAGAGCAGACCAUGAACUAGGUUUGCAAUCCUAGGUCAACCCUAAGAGUGCUUGAGGCAGGCCACCUGUCAAGCACCUGCUCAUGAGCCCAAGUGAUAUUCUGCAUGGGCCUAUGUGCUUCUGCACACAGCCGGGUGUGUGGAGAGCAGCCAUUCUGAACAAACAUGGUGACCUUCAGACACAUGCAGAAACAUGGUUCCUUGAGCUUCAUUUGCAUAGUGACGAAAGCAAUGAACAAACACGCUAGCUGCAUGCUGUUACUGAUACUGCAGAGCAAUUUCAGGUUAAAGGAAGUCACGUGUUUAUCAGAAUCAGCCAGUCGUGUUCACAUCAUCAGCCGAUUAACAUCUGAAAACAAAUGGCUUUGUACUUUAUUUCCUCUUCCCCCAUUUUCUUCCCUAUAAAAUAAACCUGAGAUCAGUU
Messenger RNA from Tupaia belangeri chinensis (Chinese tree shrew), 2595 nucleotides. It is a transcript of the gene TPRG1L, whose product is annotated as tumor protein p63 regulated 1 like. Gene Ontology annotation, cellular component: synaptic vesicle; cytoplasm. NCBI's taxonomy places the organism in Eukaryota, Metazoa, Chordata, Mammalia, Scandentia, Tupaiidae. The record is from RefSeq and is a predicted model, not a curated record.